ACUUCUUUAUUUAAAAUUCUGCAACACCACAUCAAACUUCAUACACAUCCUUUGACCUUGAUUAUAAUAAUCAUCUAAAAAAUACUAGUAAAAUGCGUGUCAUCACUUCAUUAAAAAAACAUCCAAACACAAAUUUUUAAAGUAUGGAGAGGAAGCUGGUUGAGGCGGCCGUGAAGGGAGAUGUGCAGCAACUGCAAAACCUGAUCAAAGACGAUCCCUUGCUGCUGUCGGCUGCGGCUUUGGGAGGCGGCGACGCUCCGUUGCACAUAGCAUGCAUUGGGAGCCAUCUCGAAUUUGUGAAGGAGUUGCUGCUUCAUCUGGGCGCCGAAUCCGCUGCAGAGCUCAAUCAAGAGGGUUUAAGCCCCCUGCACAUCGCUUCUGCUAGAGGCGAUGUCGAGAUCGUGAAGGAGCUGCUGAAAUUGGGCGGCCAUCUUUGCUUGGCGAAGGGAAGAGAGAGCAGAAUCCCUCUUCACUCCGCCGUUGCUAAGGGCAGAACGCGAGUCAUCGCGGAGCUGCUGUCGGCCUGCGAGGGUUCCAUCGCGCACGCGACUGCCCGAGGCGAAACUUGCUUCCAUCUGGCCGUGAAGUUCAAUCAGUAUGAAGCUUUCAAGGUCCUCUGCGAUCAUGCUGUCUCGUUUGGGAUGGAGGAGGUCUUGAAUAGCAAGGAUGGUAGGGGGAAUACCGUCUUGCACAUUGCAGCAUCUAAAAAGCAAUAUGAGGUUUUUGAUCUAUUGCUAGAGAAGAACCCUUACAUGAAGAACAAAUUGGAGGUGAAGUCAUUGAACAACAAGAGGCGCACCCCGUUUGAUGUGUUGAUAUCAGAAGGUGGCGACUGCGACAUAGAGGAGAUUCUCACUAGAGCAGCACCACCAACGCAGACAAUUCCCGCCGGUGAAGAGCAGUCGCCGGAGCAGCAACAGCGGCGGCGCCGCCCCCGAUCGGCGUCCCAGAAGCUGCAGGACUACUUCAAGUACGACAAGACGAAGGAGUCUCCGGGCAAGGCAAGAAACACGCUGCUCAUCAUAGCCGUGCUAAUCGUCACCGCCACGUACCAGGCGGUGCUCAGCCCUCCCGGCGGCGUGUGGGAGGCGGACGGCGGCGGCGGCGGCGGCGGCAAACGCCACUCGGCAGGGCAGUCGGUGAUGGGCACGAACAAAUACGUGUCGUAUGGGCUGUUCCUGGUGUUCAACUCCAUGGGCUUCUUCAUGUCUGUGCACCUCAUCCAUUUUCUCACAAGCGGACUUCCCCUGCAGUUUGAGAUCAGAGUAGCGCUCUUUGCGCUCACAGCAACUUAUGAUACUUGCAUGGUCGCCAUUGCGCCUCCUGGCAUCUUAUCCACCUUCUUCAUCGCGCUCUCUGUUAUGAUGCCGAUCAUCAUCGCCUUGCUAACCUACCUCAUCAGAGAUUUCACCACUUUUGUAUCGUAGACUACCAUAAUA
This is a messenger RNA of Salvia miltiorrhiza (redroot sage), 1439 nucleotides long. RefSeq names its product ankyrin repeat-containing protein BDA1-like. The coding region runs from base 144 to 1427 and encodes 427 amino acids. The record is from RefSeq and is a predicted model, not a curated record. NCBI's taxonomy places the organism in Eukaryota, Viridiplantae, Streptophyta, Magnoliopsida, Lamiales, Lamiaceae. The transcript is spliced from 2 exons. Gene Ontology annotation, molecular function: protein binding.